Messenger RNA from Anopheles cruzii, 1164 nucleotides. RefSeq lists its product as uncharacterized. NCBI's taxonomy places the organism in Eukaryota, Metazoa, Arthropoda, Insecta, Diptera, Culicidae. The coding region runs from base 1 to 1164 and encodes 387 amino acids. The transcript is spliced from 4 exons. Gene Ontology annotation, cellular component: dendrite; membrane; neuronal cell body. The record is from RefSeq and is a predicted model, not a curated record. Gene Ontology annotation, biological process: sensory perception of taste.
AUGAACCUUCUCUUACCGCUGCUACCUACUGCUCAGCAGUUGCUCUGCGUGGCGUUUACCAUUUUCAAGUGGUUCGGAUUCCUACCUUUUCCGUUCGACUGUCUGGCGUUCAAAGUGCAACCCCCGACCUACCGCUGGUCGGCGUUUGUGUUUCCUGUGCUACAAUUUCUGUUCUACGUAGCAUUGCACGCCAUCGUCGCGACCCAUCGGGAGGUCAUCUUUUUCACCGAGUAUCAAAUACUGAACAUGAACGACAUUCUAAAGUACGGCAUCCAACUCUCAGCAGUCUACGCCGUUCUGAUCAACACCAUCGUUCAGCGAGGCGUAUACCGCGCCGUUUGGACUAACCUAAGCCAACUCCGUGGCACGGUGCGGAAGAAGCUAGUCCGAGCGUUUCUGCGGGCAUACUUGGCAAAAUUUUACGGUUACAUCGCUUUUACCCUUUUCAUCGAAUUGCAACUACUCGGCAGCGUUCUUGGCAGUGCUCCCGAUAUGGCGUACUGGGCGCUGAUCGCAGUCCUGCACACGUUCAUUAGACUGCGCCACCUGUUUCACGUGUUCUUCAUCGACGUGCUGAAGUUGCACCUGAACCAUCUGAUGCUCCGUCUCACCGAGGAGACCGAGUAUGCGAAAGGGCUACGAUCAGCUCCGAUUCGGCAACGCUCCAUCAGUCGGUUGCUGGAGCUUAAGGACGCUUAUGGCCAUCUGUGGGAGCUAAACGAUUACAUCAAUCGCUCGUUUGGCUUGUCCCAGAUAUGCAACUUUACGGCCAACUUUGUGCAGCUCUCGUGCGAUUUCUACUGGUGCUACCUGGCUGUCCGAGGAUUCAGCUUUGGAGGCUGCAAAGAAAUCUUUCUUACGCUACUGCCCACAUCCUGUCUGCUGGGCAUUUUGCUGCACUCCGCCGAGUCCUGCUUGCGAGUGGGAAGCUCCCUGGGGACGAUUGUGCUCGAGUUUCCGACCGGCAACGACCGCAUGCUGCAGAAGAUCGUCUACCGCUUUGCAUUGCAAAUGUCUCAGCAAAGAAUUCACUUCACCGCCCAUCGACUGUUGGACGUCAACUAUAGGCUGCUCAAAAUGUUCGGUACCGGUAUCGCUACGUAUAUGACCAUUUUCAUAUCUUUCUCCAAGGAAUUACCGCUACAAAGUCACCAGCACGCCUGA